GAUUUGGUUGUGUGUGGUUGCGUGGAUUCAAUUGAGUUUUUGUGUCGCAGUUUGGCUCCCGGUUUCCGGACACUACAUGGCAUCCUUUGUCAGAGUGUGCGUGGCUUUGCUUUGUGUUGGGGCAGACACUCGAGAAAAUGAUGUGGUCUUCGCGGAGGUGAAACAAAUUGAUUUCAAAACAACACAACCAAAGACUUGGUGUGGCUUCCGGGACUUGGAUGGAGUGUCAUCGGCUGAACCUUUGCUGAUCAAAUCAGCAGAAAAAUUUUCGUUCCAUUGGGAUUCCGUUCUGCCAGAGGACGAAAUCGUCAGUGUCGAGCUUUCCAACUCCUUCACAUUCAAACCGUAUGCAAAUUUGCACCAAACAUCCCUUCCAGUGACAUGGGCUGUUGCCAAGAAGAUCCUCAAAGGCGAACAUCCAGUGAGCAGGACUUUUGCAUCGUAUAUCCAUCAGCAAUCCUUGCUUUCUCCAUUGGACCCGUUUUUGUCUGAAAUAGCAAGGCACCUGCCGCAAUGUUUUUCUGAGAUUGUUGCGCACAAAGUGCUAUUUUGGUUGGGUGGCUCGACCAACCACACGUCUGGUUUGCAUUAUGAUGCCGUUGACAACCUGUACGUCAUGCUGGAAGGGUCAAAAGAAGUGAUUUUAUACCCCCCAUGGCAUGCUGCAAACCUGGCUUGUGGUCGCAGGUUGACUGGAAACUUCUUCAUGUUCGAUGAGGCGGACUUCUCAGAAGCCACUAUUUCUCCACGAUUUCCUGCACAGCCUAGGUGGAUGAGUGAGUGCGAAGAUUUCAAGCAGGUGACAAAGCUCCGCGUUCAAGUGGAAGCUGGUGACAUCCUGUGGAUACCCAGUGGUUGGUUUCACACAGUGCGAAGCUCUCCAAAGUCGGUGGCAACCAGUAUUUUCCAUCACGGCAUGGCUGCGGUCCCACAUGGCAUGCUGGUGAGUUUGCUUAAUCCCAAGCAUUUACGAUCCAUUUUUCAGGAAACUCCUGUGAUGGAAGAGGCGCAACACGUAUUGACCGCGAAGAUCUUGAGUGCUUAUCCAGAUCUUGAUUUUCAAGAUGAGGAAGAUGGCCAGGAUGAGAAAGUGAAAGAUCAGGAAGUGGCAGAAUCUUUCAACCGUCAUUUGCACAGAUAUUCAGCUACCUCACGACAGUCACUACAGGAGCUGCAAGGGCCGCAAGUUGUGGGGCGUAGACUGAUCGAAGCGCUCGCGCGGAGGCCUUUAGUAGCGACAUUGGCAGAGGCGCUUGAAAGGAAUCCUGAUUUGAUUUGCAAGGUUGUUAUGAACCCCAACGCACUGUCAAUCACUUUGAAUCAGCACUUCUCGUGUGUUUUCUUAUUUGCUUAAACUGGCGUUAGCGAGCCUAUGCCCAGCAGGCUAAGAGGGUAGCUGCAAGUACCCUAGGCAGUGGCACAAUCUUGUCAGAGAAUCAGACCUUGAUUCGGCCUUGCUUGCUUGGACCAAAAGCGCUGUGAACAAUCUUAGCGCCAGCAGCAAAGCAACGACCAUUUCAGGCAAGGCCUUUAUAUAGUUGUGAUGUGAUGUUGCUAUGGCUUGUUGGGCGAUGUGGGCAACCCGAAAAAAAUGAUAUUUGCCCAGAUAGCAACCCAUUAAGGUGCAUUCGUCUUUGGUUUUGUGAGGCUGGCUGCAUGAGAUAUUUCCUGGCUGUUUGGAUGCUGGAUGUGCAGACGCCAUGCGAGAGGUGGCCCUGGUUUCUUCGGAUGGUUGGCUUCGCGGUUGUCGUGAGCAAACCAAGAAAGCAAAGAUGAAGAUAGAGCUCUAGCAGCUACUCUAGCAGCUCUAGUUGAUUCUGAUCAGACGAUCUGGAACACCCAAUCUCUUGUGCUCCUGGGAUCUCAAUUUUGACACGGAUCUGCAGACUCUGCGCACAUUGGCCGGUCCGAGAGUCCACGCUCGGCUGUUACUGUGUCCACGCUGGAUUUCCCCACUCAACAGUUUGGGCUGAAGGGGCGAGAGCAUUGACCAUGUCUAUCGAGCGCGAGAGACAAGCUGUGCUCGGGCAAUCCGCUGUGUCAUUUAGAGGGUUUUCGGUGCACUGGCACUGAGAUGUAUCGAGUAUAGAGUAGUGGAGUGAUUGGCUUGGUGUGCCUGGAGAUUGAGCUUUGAAAGAUCAUCUCCAGCACAAAGACCAGCUAUUUCUGAAAGUGGUUGCUAGGCCACCGGCGGCCACCGACUUCUUCAGUUUCAUAUUGAA
This is a messenger RNA of Durusdinium trenchii, 2222 nucleotides long. NCBI's taxonomy places the organism in Eukaryota, Dinophyceae, Suessiales, Symbiodiniaceae. The record is from the annotation of a GenBank genome assembly.